This is a messenger RNA of Peronospora matthiolae, 261 nucleotides long. NCBI's taxonomy places the organism in Eukaryota, Oomycota, Peronosporomycetes, Peronosporales, Peronosporaceae. The record is from the annotation of a GenBank genome assembly.
AUGUCGGGUCGCAUACCGGAUAGUACGUCCGAUGCGCGUGUGCACUGGGCUCACGAGCCGGAUCGUCCUGGAGAGCCGGGGACGGUCGCCGGUGGAGAAGCGGGUGCAUUACUGCGACCCGAGACAGCAGGCGUGCCGGACCCCGUACUUAAGGCGGCGGAUGGUCGGGGUUCGUAUGCAGCGGCAGUGACCGGCCUCGGCGCUCGCACUUUCAUAAGCGUCAGAAGUGCACCGUCGGUGGAACUCCCGAGCAUAACUUAG